Molecule: messenger RNA, 1342 nt
Organism: Pseudovirgaria hyperparasitica
Lineage: Eukaryota; Fungi; Ascomycota; Dothideomycetes; Acrospermales; Acrospermaceae
Exons: 2
Coding region: 81-1286 (401 amino acids)
Biological process (GO): translation
Cellular component (GO): ribosome
Molecular function (GO): RNA binding; structural constituent of ribosome
Source: RefSeq, a predicted model, not a curated record
UGCCACUACCUACUGCCUCGUCAUAGUCGUUCGCGCAAUACUUCCUCCUAGACAGCGCAUCGACGCGCAACAUCGACAAAAUGACGCUUCAAUCGGUGCAAAAGUUCAUUCAGCGGGCGGCGAGCAAUCGAAAACGAUCUGUAAGGGCACGGCUGAAGAAAAAAGCACGCUUUGAGAAGCAGCUGUACAAAGCAGCUUUAGACAGCAACAACAUGGUGACGGUCAUGAGAAAUGACUAUUUCAAACUGGACGUGAAGCCUAGGUGGAUGAAGGACUGGAAUGCCGGGCCACUGGCUCCUCGACACGAUCUCGGUAUGGCACCGGGCGAAUUCGGAACUCUUGAUGGCUAUGAUUUCAUCAAUUAUACUGUGCCACCACAAAACUCAUCCAAAUGGAUUUACCCGUUCCGUGAGGGUGAUACCGUAGCCGUUGCAAAUGGAAGAUACAAGGGUCGAAUCGGUAAAAUCGAACACGUCGAGCUUCGCACAGCAGAUGCAAGAUUGUCGGGGAUCAACAAGUCUGAUCUUCGGAAAAGUGAAGAAGAACGAUUUGCUACGGGAUCCAAAGACCCCUACGGUACCCAGGAAAUACCAUUGCGUAUGGAUGAUCUUCGACUAGUCGCCUUUGUAUCGAAAACGGGACAGAAUGGAAUCAAGGCUGAACAACCUGUCAUCGUUGACGCCGUCACGCUUCUACAUGCGGACGACCUCCCCCGGUUCAGGCCAGAACUGAAGGGUUCAAAGGAAUACAGGGAGCCUGUUCCCCCAAAACUAUUCAAGCAUAAACGUCACGCAGAUGACGAGACCGUUGUUCGAUUCAUCGCAGGGACUAACAUCGAGGUGCCGUGGCCCCAUAACGAGCCGGACCUAGUUGACGAACACGACUGCGAUACGAAACGCAUCGAAGUGGAAGAUGCUACGUACAUGCCUCAGCUACACCAAGCCCCACUGCCUGAUGGUCUAAUAGACGAGCUACGUAAUAAGUAUAGCAAUUAUCGAGUAAGGCACGAUCCCGAGUACUUGGCAAAACGAGCAUACGAAUUCCAAAAAGCAGAGGACCUCAAGAAUCCAGACCUGAAUCACAUCCGCACCCCCUUACAAGAAAUGCGGUGGCAGCAAAACAAGAAAGCCGCCGAGAGGACGAGUGAAGAGGAGGCAGCGCACGAAAGAUUAAUGCGUGGUGAGAUUUCUCUUGUCCAGUAUCUUGCGAUUAAGCACAAGGUUCCGGAAGAGCGCCUUGCUGGUAUACUUCCUGCUACAGCGGGAGAGCAACGACCCUCUGUAUAGUGCGUGUACCAAUGAUCUUGUUGUCUGUAGUAUAGAAACUGUAAAUAUUUUCUGUG